Messenger RNA from Cladocopium goreaui, 456 nucleotides. Lineage: Eukaryota; Dinophyceae; Suessiales; Symbiodiniaceae. The record is from the annotation of a GenBank genome assembly.
AUGCAAAUCUGGGUUGAUGCCGAUGCUUGUCCGGGGGUGAUUAAGGAGAUUUUGUUUCGCGCGGCGCGGCGGACGCAGACGAAGGUCACUUUGGUGGCUAACCAGCCGUUGAAGGUGCCGAAGUCGGAGUUGUUCGACAGCGUUCUGGUGCCGGGGGGGAUGAACGAAGCGGACCGCAAGAUUGUCGAACUGGUCGCCGAGGGCGACCUGGUGAUUACGGCCGACAUUCCGUUGGCGGCCGACGUGGUGGCCGCGGGCGGGCAGGCUUUGAACCCGCGCGGUGAGUUGUACACACAUGCCAACGUCGGUGAACGACUGGCGGUGCGAAACCUGCUGGACGACUUGAGGGGAGAAGGCCAAGUUACCGGCGGCCCCUCAGGGUUCACCCCCAAAGAUCGUCAGGCGUUCGCCAACUCGCUAGACCGGUGGUUGACUUCGGCAAAGAAGAAAUCGUGA